Molecule: messenger RNA, 909 nt
Organism: Acanthamoeba castellanii str. Neff
Lineage: Eukaryota; Discosea; Longamoebia; Acanthamoebidae
Product: aimless RasGEF, putative
Exons: 6
Coding region: 1-909 (302 amino acids)
Biological process (GO): Ras protein signal transduction; positive regulation of GTPase activity
Cellular component (GO): plasma membrane
Molecular function (GO): guanyl-nucleotide exchange factor activity
Source: RefSeq, a predicted model, not a curated record
AUGAUCAUCAGAGAGCGCAACCCCAUGAACGCGCCCCUGGCCAACUCGAUCGUGCUGUCCAUGUCCAAGAAGCUGCGGCCGGGGGCCGGCGGUGACUCGGCCAACCAGAACAUCUUCCAGGAGUUGCCGCCGGAGCCCGUGGUGCCCAGUAACAUCUGCUCGCCGCUCCUGACCCUCUUCGACGUGCCGCCGAUCGAGCUGGCCCGCCAACUCACCAUCAUCGAGUUCGCUCGCUUCAAGGCCAUCAAGCUAUGGUCGCGUUCGGGUUCGCUGAAGGACAAGGCGCCCAACGUGCUGGCCAUGAUCAACGCCUUCAACGAGUUCUGCACGUGGGUGGCGACCAGCAUCGUCACCCAGGAGCGCAUCAAGGACCGCGUCAAGACCAUGGAAUACUUUGUGCGGACCGCCAAGCAUCUGUACAGGCUCAAGAAUUUCAACACCCUGGUGGCCCUCCUGGCCGGCCUCCGCUCCGAGUCGGUCUACCGGCUGACCUUCACGCGUGCCGAGAUCUCCCGCAAGUCCGAAAAGAUGCUGGAAAAUUUGAAUCGGCUGAUGCGCGCGGACAGUUCCUACAAGACCUACCGCGAGGCGCUCGGACAGUCUGCGCCGCCCUGCAUCCCCUACCUCGGCGUGCACCUGUCGGACCUCACUUUCAUCGAAGAGGGUAACCCGGACAUGAUCGAGGGCCUCAUCAACUUCACCCGGAGGCUGGUGUUCCGGGUGAUCUCGGAGCUGUCGCGGUACCAGCAGACGGCCUACAAUCUGCACCCGGUGCCGCAGAUCGUGGACCUCCUCAAGCGCGAGGGUGGACGGGCGGCCUCCGCCUCGCCGCCGCUGGCGGUGGAGGACCUCUACCGCAUCUCCGAGCGACGCGAACCGCGCGGCGCCGAACGCAAGGACAUCCUCUAG